AUGUUCAGGAUGGCGGGGGCUUUGAGCCCCGUAGACCAGCUUCAGCUGCCGAGUUGCACGGAACAUGAUUUCCAAGAGGCUCUGGCUGCGAUCAAGACGCAGGACGCGAUCAUGGACGAAGGCAUUUUCGAGGAGCUGAAGCGCUACAGCUCGUUCAAGUACCUCUGUCACAAGCGACAGCAACAGGAAGGGCGCCACGAGGCUCGCCAGGAGGCGCAGAGAGAGACUGUCUCCGCGUCGCCUUCCUCGCCGUCUCCGCCCUCCUCUGGAGACCGGGGCUCGAGGAGACAGUCUCUCACCGGGGCCCGCGAACGGGGCGGGCCGGGGCUGCAGCGUGGCCCCAGCGUCGUGCUGGACAUCUCCACUCCGGAGGACUUUGCAUGCAUUCGAAAAAUCAACCAUGAAGCCUGCAACUUGCUGGCGAACAGCUACGAGGGGUACGCGUGGAUGUGUCAGGUGGCCGCGGAGCUCCUGGAAACCCUCGAGGUCUCUGCCCAUCCCGGCGGCGCGCCGGGUGCCUCCCGGGAGGACGGCGAGCCCUUCGCGGCGGAAAACUACGAAUCGCGAGACGGCGACGCGAGAGGCGCCCAGCGAGACGCGCGCGCGACGCGAAACGCCGCUGGACAGAGUCUCCUCGAUGCGCCGCGAAGGGGGAGAGAGCCGGGGGGCGGAGGCGGCGAGGGAGAGGGCAUGGCUGUCUCGGUGCUCCUGCAUGCGCUCUGCGACUUCCUCACGAUGAAAUACGACUCCAUCGUGACCCGGAAAAACCUCCUCGACGACCGGUCGACGCAUGGGAGUUGGAAUCCGCCCGCCUUCUACUGGCAACUUUUCAAACACCCGUCCAUCAUUUGCUGCCUGGUGAAGCUCUACCAGGAGCGCCCGCAGGACGAGUUCCUCGCGUGCUGGUUCCAAGACUUCACGCACCACUACCGGCGCGCGGCGUCCACGCGCGCGAGCUUGCUGAGCCCGUCGCUUCUCGCGUCCUUCGAUGACGGCGCGCGAUCGCUCCUCAGUGGCCAGGAAAUCUUAGGCCCCGAUGCGCUCUUUGCUCUCGAACACUUCCACACGCAGCAGCAACUGUCCAAGCUGACGAGCAACUUCAGUGUAUAUACACUGCGGAUGAGCGAGGAGAUCCGGCGCUUUCUACUUUGGGAUGAGUCUGAGGAGCUCUACUCUGUGAGCCUCUCGCACACCCUUUCGCUUUUUCUCCAUGCGGAGAACGCGUUUUUCUACGCGCUUGCGCUGCUUGUUUUCAUCGCCUCGUGGCGGCCAGACCUCCGUGGGUGUCGGCGCUUGGCACAGCUGCUCACGCGGGCCGUCAUGGCGGAGCCGCGCCAGACACCGGCCUCGUCGUUUUCGUCUUCUGAGAUCGAAGAGCGCGAGGGCGAGCGAGAAGGGCAGGGCGAAGAGAAGCGGCGCGACGCCCCCAGGGAGCGACUCUGCAAGCUGCAGCGCCUCAAGGAAGAGCGGAACGGGCUCCAAAUUCUCCUUCAAGAGAUCAAACAGCGCACCCACCGCGAACUCGCCGCGGGUCCGGAGGGAGCGGCUGCAUUCGCCACAGCCUCGUUUUCUCCGGCUGUGCCGCCCGCUGCAGAGAUCGACGCUGAGACGACGCCGGCGCGCGAGCGAGCGGAUGCGCAGACGGAGAGUGACUGGAAGCUCCUGAAGCAGCAAAUAGAGAUCGAAGAGCGGCUGCGGGUCAUCGAGAAGGAAACUGAGGACUUGGAAAUGCACACGCUGGCGGUCGAUGAGGACAUGCUCGAGGAAGAAGAGCGUGCGCAGGACGACGAGAAAACGCGCCCGAGCUUGGGUUUCAACGUCUCCUCAGGGGGCGGCGUCCACAGACAGCGCGAGAUCUCUGCUGCGCAGCUUUAUCUCCUCAUGACGAAUCUGAACCAGUAUCCGCAGCUGGACGACUUGUUUCGAAGCGUGACGCGCUCUAUCUUCGUGGGCGCGGACAUUCGUCUCUCGCCCUACGACGCCUGCGAGCUCUGCGACCUCCUUCACCGCUGCAUGGCGCCUUUCGAGUCGAUGAAGACGCUGCUCUACGAGCGGCAAGAUGAAAGUGCCGUCUCGAGCUUCUUUUCAGACAACCUCGCGCGCGAAGGAGGCGCGGAAGUCGGCAGGAGAGGCUCAGAUGCGGAGUGGGAGGAGCUGCCCUGUGAAGCCGGCGCGAUGGCGUGGAAACGCGCCAGGGCGCGCGACGACAGCGCGAGCGUCGCGAGCAAGCGGCAGCGGACGGAGGCCCUCGGCGCCCAGGAGCUCUCGCGCGGUGGCGGAGUCGACGGCUGGCGAGUCGGCGGCCGAGGAAAGAGUGCGUACGCUGCGUCGGCAAUGCUCCCUGGGGGAGAGACAGACGCGUACCUGGAUGAGGAGGCGCAGUCGCACACGUCGUCCUCCGUCCUCUCGCGGUCCCCGUCGUCUCCCUCGACCUCUUCGCCCUCGGCUGUCUCCUCCGUGCUCUCCGAUUCGAACUCGAGCAGCGUCGUCUCUUCGGCGCUGCCUUCUGCGCUCUCCUCGUCGUCGCUCUCGGCGUCCACGCUCUCGCCGGGCGCGCCACCGGGAGCCCCUCCACCCUCGCCCGUGGCGGUCACACGUGUCUCCGCAGGCGGCGCGCCGCCCUUUGCGCCUCCGCGCGGGCGCGGCAAGGGCUCCCUCCCGCCCUGCGGGGUCGCGCCCUCCGGCGGCAAGCCCGGCGCCUGCGGCUACGACGGCGCAGGAUCUGCGGCAGCCGUGCGCAGCGACUGCAGCGUGGCGAGCGACAGCAGCCAAGCGAGCAGCGGCAGCGAGCUGAGUGCGGCGUCGCGGCGUCCUGCGAGCUCCUCAGUGGUGAGCGCGGGAGAGGACGGCGAGCGCGGCAGCGCGGUGUCGAGUUCACUCCCGUCCUCUCGCUCCGCGUCGCCUUCUGCUAUCUCGCGCGCGUCUUCGCAGAGGCAGCCUGCCUGGGCGGCGCGGCAGCGCGCGUUCUCUGGCGGCCUCGGGAAGGGCAAGAUCUUUGGAGCGGCUCCGCCUGCCGCAGCGCAGGACGCGGAGCGGAGAGUCGCGACGGGUCGCAAGGAGGGAGAGCGAGAGGAGGGAGACGCCACCGCAGCCGGUGCGUACGCCGCGGCAGACGCGUUCCAUGCUCGGCGAGAGGGCCAAGGAGUCAGAGUGGGGUGGUCAGACACCGCCGGCAACGGAGGAGGCGAAGGAGAGUGCGGCGCCGGCGACGUGAGCCGCGCCGCGGCUCCUGCCUGGGGGACGCGGGAAGACGUGCCGGCAGCGAGUGCGGGCUACGAGGUGUACGUCCACCCGAGCGCGAGGCACGCAGAGGGCGGCGGGACGCAGGCGAGACUCUGCGUCGGCGGCGAAGAGUGGAACGAGGAGGCCUCGGAGGCCGAGUCGAAUUUCCCCUUGGGCAGGGAACUCGACGAGGGCAGCCAGGUGGAUAUACACCCGAGGAUGACCGCGGAGUCGGAGGCGGACUUUUCGCAAGUCGGCAGCGGCGCGGCGUUCAGCGGUGCGGAGCAGGCGCUUCCCGCGUCAGAUCCGGUUGUGUUUGGCCGCGGCAAAGGCAAAACCUUCUUCGAGGAGAGCGCGCUGUCGCCUCCGCGCGUUCUCUUUGGCGAGCAGGGCGACGACGUGGGGGAGGAUGAAGCGCAAGACAGCGAAGGCACCAGCAGCUUACGAGAGGACGCCAGCGAAAGCCAGGCGUUUUACGGCCGAGGCAAACACGCCGCGGCGCCCGCCAGGGGAUACGUCGAGCUGGGGGAGACGCGAUUCGAAGCCGAGCAAGCGGCGCGGCGCGCGGAUGUGCUCGACCUCCCCUCCGCCUCGCAGUACGGCACCUGUCGCCCCAGAGACUUCGAGUACCAACGCCUCAGGAAAAGCCCUGCGGCGCCGCCGCUAGAGGCGCUGCGGGAGACUGCGCUGAUCGACAGCUUAAUCGAGGACUUUGUGAACGCGGUCGUCUCGCUCGAGACCAGCAGCUCGCUCGCCUCCGACUCCGGGGGCCGAGAGGACGCCGCCUGUUCCAUCUCUUCUUUGCGCGCUGCCCCCGAGGAGGGGCGCGUGGAGGAGGCGGGAGAGGAGGCGAGCCGCCGCGGCGGGGCCCUGGCGCCCUCCGCGGCCGCGACUGGAGUCGGGCACCUGAAGUACGUGAACCUGCUGGUCAUGCUCUGUGUGCUGUGCGCCUACGAGCUGACGCACCGCUGGUGGCAGGCCCGCAAGGAGACGCGCCGGCGCCGCCGCGAGCUCGCCGCGCGCCUUGAGGAAGGUCCCGACGGCGCCGCCGCCAGCCGAGACGCUUGGCAGUUCUACGAUGACGAAGAGGACGAAGGUGCUGCCGAGGACGACGAGGACUUCGAAGACGACGAAGAAGAGGAAGAAGAGGAGGACUUCGAGGCGGAUCCGGUGCGUGACUCGCCUGGAGAGACCCCGGGGCUUAGGGUGGAGGCUGAGUCGGAGGUCAGCGCCUACGAGCACGCGCAGCAGGUUGCGUCUCCGCCUGACAGCCACGAGCUGCUGUGGGGCGUGCGGACGGCGGGCCGCGGGCAGGGCGACGGCGAGGCCUUCGCGCGCGAGAAGGCCGAGCGCAGGUCCGCGGGUGAGGUGCGGCGAUCUUCGGACGGCGAGAGCCCAGGGCGCGCGUUUCAGCGAGGCCCGUCCGAAGUGAAGAAGGUGAAAGACGAACGCGAAGAAGGCGACUCCUCGGCGCGCUGGGGCAUGGAGGACCUCUUUGAGGAGCCUGAGCAUCACCCUCCUGGGACGUCCUUCCGAACCCCAGCUGCGGUAUACCGACACCGGAACGCCGAGGAGCUCUGUCAGCCGACGCCCCUCGCGCCGCAGGCGGCGCGGCCUGCAGCCGCUGCAGCUGCUCCGCCGUCUGUCUCGCCGUUUGCCUGGCAGGCGCGGAGCGACGGAAAGCCCUUCGAGCCCUGCGCCGCGCCGGGGAGCCGAAAACUCGCGGCCGACCCCAGCGCUGCGACGCCCUUCACCGCCUCAGGGGGACGAGGAAAAGGGAAAGGGCCGCUGCUGCCCAAAACAGAGCCUUUAUCGCCCACAGACGAAGAAGACCAGGACGACUCCGCAGAUGACGACUUCAGUAGCAGCAGCGAGAGCAGCGAGUCCUCGAGCAGCAGCCUGUCGAGUAGCAGCGCAGGCGCGUCAUCGCUCUCCCCGCCUCGUCCAGCGUCCGCCGCGCGAACCUCUGCUCACCCUCUGCUGGCGCCCGAAUCUCAGGCGUCGCCGCGGCUCCAAUCCCCUGUCUCUCCACUUGAAAACUCUGCGCGUCUACUUCAUGGCGCCGCACCCGCCUCGAGGGAUGCGCGAGGGACUGCGCCGCGGCCGUCUCCGCCUCCGCGCGUUUCGCUUCCUUCCUCUUCUUCUUCGUCGGCCUCCGCUGAAGCCUCUUCCUCCGCGCUCCCGCCCCCCGCGACUGUGGCUCCAGACGCACGAGGAGAGGCGCAGGCUGCCGCCGCAGGCGCGCCCACGCUGCAACCCGAGGCUUCCUCCGCCCCUGAGAAGCGCGCGCAGUCGGCGGUUCCCACCUCGCGGGUAGAGCCUCGGGACGCCUCGUCUGUGGUGUCUGCGGCGCGGCGGAAGCGCAGGCGCGUGGCUGGAGGGGGAGAGAGGGCGGCGGGAGCCGCAGAGAGCGAGACGCACCCCUCGGCAGCUGCGCAGGGCGACGCGGAGGGCGCGAGCGAGGUCGGCAGCCAGGUGAAAAGCACCGUGACCAGCAAGAUUUACCGAAACGUGCACACCAGGGGCAGGCUGGGCAGGGGCCGGCACCUGAGCCAGAGCUCCGCAGAGAUGAUUCGAAACAAAUUCAACGAGUUCAAGGGAUCCGUCGAACGCUACAAGGCGAUCGCGCGCAGCGAGCUCGUCCAGAUUUACCGCGUGUGUCGCAAUCCGAAGUUCUCCUUCGAGUUCAAGCUCUUCCGCUUCUUCUCGCUGGCGAGCACGAGCCUGGCGGCCUCGGCGAUCCUGAAGUUCAUUGACCUUUCACUCUUCCCAGGGCGCUCAAGCUCGCUUUUCACGCCGCUGGCGCUGAUCGGCUCUUCGCGCGGCGCCGGCGGGCCUGAGUUCGCGACUGCGGACGCGGCGGCGGAGGGGCGACCCUCGGUGGGCAGCGACUUGGCUCCAGGCGCCGACGAGCUGGCUGUCUUCGGCGCGGCGGGCAGCCAGGGCAGCCUCGAAGACGAGGAAGAGCGGGGGGGCUUUGACGCGCUCGUCCUCGUCUCUGACGGGCUCUUGCUGCUGCUCAAGCUCAUCGUGGACAGGCACGCAGCCAAGCGCCUGCCCGUCAUGGAUCUCCUCGGGCGCGCUCUGAUUUCUGGGGCCAGGAAGGAGCCAAAGUCCUCCGCUCUCGCGCAGCAGCACAUGGAGCGUCGCAUGGCCGUGGUGCGCUUCCUGCUCUAUCUGUGCAAGUUCGAGAACCAAGUCGUCGCCGUCAUUUCGCUCUUCUGCAGACUGCGCGUUCGCCUUGACCGCUCGCUGUGGCGCUUCUUCCUCUCGGAGCUCCUCCGGCACUGUGGUCCGCCCUUCUCGUCGUCUUUCUGCCUCCCAGUCCUGCAGCUGCUGCUGCACACGCUGCAGACGCAGGGGCAUUGGCUGCAGAGCUCCACGAAGGACCCCGACGCGCGGCGUCUGCGGACGCUCAUCGGGCGCUUCGUGGAGGAGUCUGCUUCGUUCUGCGACGCGCCGAGGGAGCCGUCCGCGGAGGUGGUGCAUAUGUGUCAGCUGCUGGAGCGGAAGCUGCAAGCUGUGGACCGCAUGUCGCCGCGGGAGUGA
Molecule: messenger RNA, 6771 nt
Organism: Besnoitia besnoiti
Lineage: Eukaryota; Apicomplexa; Conoidasida; Eucoccidiorida; Sarcocystidae
Exons: 19
Coding region: 1-6771 (2256 amino acids)
Biological process (GO): negative regulation of transcription elongation by RNA polymerase II
Cellular component (GO): NELF complex; nucleus
Molecular function (GO): RNA binding
Source: RefSeq, a predicted model, not a curated record